CCGAGGAUGGUGACAACACGCAGUGGACGCAGCCCCGUGGCGGCUGCCAAGAGCCCCGCCAAGGCGACGACCCCGCGCAAGAAGGCUGCCAAGAAGUCGGCCACGGCGCCAGCGGCCGCGACAGGCGACGACCUUGAGCUCGUGCAUGUGAUGCUGCUCUUCCGGCACGGCGACCGCUCCCCCAUCACGACGCAGGUCGGCGAGCACCUCGUCAUGGACGCCGCUGAGAAGGAGUUUUGGAUCUCCAAGCUGCCGACGGACGACACGAUUGCCCGACUCGGCCGUAUCGCCAAGGUCGUGGGCAUGGAAACCCACCUGCCGCCGCCCAAGGACCCGCGCGAUGGCGGCGUGUACCCCAACGGCCAGCUCACGCAGUGGGGCUUGGACCAAAUGGAGGCCAAAGGCCGCAAGAUGCGGGAACAGUACGCGCAUUUUCUCGACGCAAUCGCGCCGAACGACGUGUACAUUCGGUCGACGAACGUGCGCCGAACGAUCCGGUCGUGCCAGAGUCUUCUCCACGGCCUCUUGCCCGAGUUCGUGCCGACGUCCGAAGACGACGCGGCCAAGCUCUUUAUCCGGACUGCGCAAGUCGUGUCGCUCGAGCCCACGUACACGCAGGCCGAGUACGGCACGCUCCUCGCCCGCUACAAGGACCCAGCGUUCGCCGCCACGCUCGCGCCGAUCCCAAGUCACAUUGGCGACACCGCGGCACUCGAUGCUGACGUCCGCCGCAUCAUUGGCAUUGCGCCGUCGGACCACAUUUGCUACACGUCGCUGCGCGAGGUGCUCGUGUGUCGCAACGCCCAUACAGUACCGUUUCCGAAUGAAAUGCCCAAGGAGAUUUACGACAAAAUCGUCGACUACAACACGUGGGAGUUCCACGCGCUCUUUGGCCACGCUGGCGACUGCUAUCGCGGGUUUAGCCGUGGCAUGCGCGAGUUUGCCGAUUUGGUAGCCGCCGUGACGCGCGAGGCUACCAAGACGCACAAGCUGACGCUGCUCGCAGUGCACGACAGCUCGCUGAUUGCCUUUUGGAACGCGCUUGCCCUCCGCGUCGGGAACGUGUUCCCGCUCUAUGCGGCGACCACCGCGGUUGAGAUCUACAAGAAGCCGAGCACGAACGAGCUCUUCGUGCAAGUCAACUUGGAUGGUGACCGCGUCGUGCCGUUCACUGGCCACGAGACGACGCCGAUGGUCCCACUCGCGCAUCUCGAGGCGACGCUUGCGACCUUUUUGGCGCAAGGCGAUGACGACAAGAAGAGCACCGAUGCACCGCCCGCCAAGAAGGCCAAGAUCAACGCCUAGAUACAUAUAUAGUACCAACAUAAUGUCUUGCAUGGGUGCUUGUCGCUGG
Saprolegnia diclina VS20 is the source of this 1354-nucleotide messenger RNA. RefSeq lists its product as hypothetical. Gene Ontology annotation, biological process: dephosphorylation. Gene Ontology annotation, molecular function: phosphatase activity. The transcript has 4 exons. Lineage: Eukaryota; Oomycota; Saprolegniomycetes; Saprolegniales; Saprolegniaceae. The record is from RefSeq and is a predicted model, not a curated record. Bases 7 to 1305 code for a protein of 432 amino acids.